AGAAGACUGGAUGCAAAAGUUAUUUGGAAGCCAGUGUUACUAGGUGGACUCUACAAAGGCACCAAAGGAGACUCAGAAUCUCCAAUACUUGAUCAAAGUGCUCCUGCAAAGUUGAAAAUUAUAGGACAAGAUCUUCAAAGAACAAUGCAUCGUAACAAUGUAAAGUCCAACUCUCCAUCACAAUUCCCUAGAAAUUCUUUGGAUUGCAUGAGACUUCUUGCAGCAGCAACCCAGUAUUCAACAUCUACAUGCAUAGACCUGACUCACAGGUUGUACAGGGAUUUCUGGAUCAAUGAUGCAGACAUUGCACAGCUUGAUGUGUUAGAGAAAGCAGUAUCGUCUGUUGGUUGGAAGGUUGAUGUCAGUCAGGCAAUCAAUGGACGUGGAAAAGAUGUACUCUGGGAAAAUGUCAAGGAGGCACUGGACCGRGGAGCAUUUGGUGUUCCAAGUUUCUGGGUGAAUGGUAAACUGUACUAUGGAGUAGAUCGUUUACAUUUUCUUGAGAAGGAACUUGGUAAUACUAUGGCUGCUCCAUUACGUCUUGCCUCUCCUUCACCAUCGUCUCCACGUAAAGCCAAGUUGACCAUAUUUUAUGAUUUUGCAAGUCCUUGGGCAUACAUUGGCUCCACUCAGAUUCCCAAAUUACUUGCAAGUGUUUCACCAAUUGAAGUUGAGGUAGAAUGGGUUCCUAUUUUGGUUGGUGUAUUAUUCAAGAGUAUAGGAACUCCUAUGAUUCCAGCACAAAGCAUGAGCGAAGCAAAGCGCAAUUAUGGCAUGAAGGACCUCAAAGACUGGACAAAGUACCUGGGCAUUCAGUUURAAUGGACCUCACACUUCCCCUUGAAAACUGUUCCUGCAUCAAGAAUUUGCAUUUUUGACGGUGAUGAUAGACUACGGCAAACUAUCUAUGAAGCAGCAUGGAGAGAUAACAUGGACAUUUCUGACAAAGAUGUUUUAAGGGAUGUACUCAACAAGGCCGGUUUCAAUGCAGAUAGACUCAUCCAAGGAACUCAAAGUCAGAAURUCAAAGACAAACUAAGAUCAAACACUCAGAGGGCUAUUGAUAGUGGAGUGUGUGGCGUACCUAGUUAUCAAGUCAAUGGUGGAGCCAUCCUCUGGGGUCAAGACAGACUCAAUGUCGUAGCAGACAUGAUUUGUGGUUGGCAAGACAACCCUGUCACAGAAAAUGUGCUGACAUCAUCCAAGCUUUAAGCAUAUAAUGUAUAUUCUUCUGAAUUUAAAAGAAAUGCAAAUUGAUGUGAAAUUCUUAAUUAAUCAAAAAAUUUGUAUUGUCAUUGAUUAAUAAAUAAAUUAUUAUUAGUCACCCUUUAAAAACUAUGAAAGGAAGAUAUAUAAAGCUCAAAACCAGAAGAAAGAAUUUCCAAAGUAUGUCAUUUUCAAGAAAGUUUUUAAAAAAGRGUGGUUAGCGGCUGAUUGCUAAUCCAGCAAAAUAUCUAUAUAUUCUAAUUUCUAAUCAUAUGAAGAAGUUGCUGAUCCCAAUAUAAUUAAAUUUUACUGCAAAAAAUCCAAUAGUAAAUGUCUUUUACAUUGAGACAAUAAAAUCCUUUCUGUUUUUGUU
Molecule: messenger RNA, 1579 nt
Organism: Exaiptasia diaphana
Lineage: Eukaryota; Metazoa; Cnidaria; Anthozoa; Actiniaria; Aiptasiidae
Biological process (GO): naphthalene catabolic process; glutathione metabolic process
Cellular component (GO): mitochondrion; peroxisome
Molecular function (GO): glutathione peroxidase activity; 2-hydroxychromene-2-carboxylate isomerase activity; glutathione transferase activity
Source: RefSeq, a predicted model, not a curated record